UUAAAUAGGUGUGUGUUUCAGUCUACCUUUGCCGCACAGGACAGUGUCAGGCAUCAGCAUAGAACUGGAACAGAUGCUUCCUGUGCUGAACAAUAUGACACCAGCUCCUCUAACACAGAACUGCACCAACUGCAGCCAGGUUUUAGUCCCAGAGCUCAACGUAGUCAAAGCUGUGGUUUUGGGCUUGGUACUAGGCGUCUUCAUUGUGUUUGGAGUUGUGGGAAACAUCCUGGUAAUCCUCUCAGUAGUUUGUCAUCGACAUCUGCGGACAGUGACACAUUAUUUUAUAGUUAAUCUGGCAGUGGCAGAUUUGCUGCUGAGCUCCACCGUUCUCCCCUUCUCUGCCAUUUUUGAGAUCCUGGAUCGUUGGGUGUUUGGACGGGUCUUUUGCAAUGUUUGGGCAGCUGUGGACGUGCUCUGCUGCACUGCCUCCAUCAUGAGCCUUUGUGGGAUCUCUGUGGACCGCUACAUAGGAGUCAGCUACCCUCUGCGUUACCCAGCUAUUAUGACAAAACGCAGGGCUCUGCUGGCAGUGAUGCUGUUGUGGGUGCUGUCUAUCAUCAUAUCCAUCGGACCUUUGUUUGGCUGGAAGGAACCAGCUCCGGAGGACGAGUCCAUCUGCAAGAUCACAGAGGAACCGGGCUACGCUAUCUUCUCUGCUGUGGGCUCCUUCUACCUCCCUCUGGCCAUCAUACUGGCCAUGUACUGUCGGGUUUAUGUGGUAGCUCACAGAGAGAGCCAGGGCUUGAGGGAAGGCCACAAGACAGAGAAGUCAGAUUCAGAGCGGGUGACACUCAGGAUACAUAGAGGCAACACAACUGUAUCAGAGGACGAGGCCCUUCGCAGUCGCACACAUUUCGCCCUGCGACUGCUCAAGUUCUCACGCGAGAAGAAAGCCGCCAAGACCUUGGGCAUUGUGGUUGGCUGCUUCGUGCUGUGCUGGCUGCCUUUUUUCCUGGUGCUACCCAUCGGCUCGAUGUUCCCUGCAUACAGACCUUCUGACACAGUGUUCAAGAUCACCUUCUGGCUCGGUUACUUUAACAGCUGCAUCAACCCCAUCAUCUACCCAUGCUCCAACCAAGAGUUUAAGAAAGCUUUCCAGAGUUUACUUGGAGUUCACUGUUUGAGGUUGACUCCCAAACCACACCGCCAUCUGAGUGCAGGUCAGAGUCAAACACAGGGUCACAGCCAGCCCCUCACUCUGGGCCUGGACAGCAGGGGGGCUCCCUGUCGGCUCAGUCCCUCCUCCUCUAUGGCCCUGUCCAGAACCCCUUCCUCCAGGGACAGCAGGGAGUGGAGAGUCUUUUCUGGAGGCCCCACAAAUGGAUCCGGGCCGGCCGAGACAAGCAGGACUAAAGUUGCCAAACUCUGCAGUAAAGGCUUCCACCAAACCUGCUGCUGCAUCUUCAGUGGUGGGACACCCCCGCAGGAGUCAAACUGCGGCCAACCCCCUCCUGUCGGAAACCUUCCCACCAUUAAAAUCCACCAACUGUCCCUGUCGGAAAAAGGAGAGCCUGUAUAACCAUUGUAAUCCUUCAUCCAUUAGUCAUGACUCCCCUUUCAAGGUCACAGAUGAGACUGUGUUUCCUUUUGCUCUGUUAAUGUCACAAAGGAUGAGCUGUGUUGGAAUGGCUGCUUUGAUAUUCAAAUGUGAAACCUCUCAACUAUGACAUCAUCCUGUGAUUUCUCCUGGAUGUAUGAUUGUCAAAAUCCUCCAAAGAAAUAUCACAAGCACUAAAUGUUACACCUUUAAGAAGACGGCUUGUUAGUGUUCUAAAAUACAAAACUUUACUUUGGGAGAUUCAUCAGAAUAUUACUGACAUAAUGUUGUCCUUUUUUGUCAUAAAAAUAAAGCAAAUUUUGGGAAAGUGUAGAAAUAAGACCCUGUGAGCUCUUCCCUGAGGUGGACCAAAUGAAAAGAUCCAUUUAGUACAAAAGCUGUGAAAUUAUUUCCUCAAGAGGACCAACAAAUUCCUAGAUGUUUACAUAUUUUAUAUGACUGUUGAGCAAUUCAAAUGUAUGAAAAUGUAAAAUAGGAAGGUUUUAUAUAUUGCAUGGUUUCACCAAUUGUUCCAAAAAUGCUGAUCAGUGGUGCUCCUGUGAUCUCCAAAGUUUGCCUAAUGCUGUUCCUGUCGUCAAAAUGUUGUUUGUGUACUGCUCUGUACACAGUG
Messenger RNA from Toxotes jaculatrix (banded archerfish), 2171 nucleotides. RefSeq names its product adrenoceptor alpha 1Aa (gene adra1aa). Gene Ontology annotation, cellular component: membrane. Gene Ontology annotation, biological process: cell-cell signaling; positive regulation of cytosolic calcium ion concentration; phospholipase C-activating G protein-coupled receptor signaling pathway. NCBI's taxonomy places the organism in Eukaryota, Metazoa, Chordata, Actinopteri, Toxotidae. Bases 74 to 1522 code for a protein of 482 amino acids. Gene Ontology annotation, molecular function: alpha1-adrenergic receptor activity. The record is from RefSeq and is a predicted model, not a curated record. The transcript is spliced from 2 exons.